GGGGGUCCAUACACACUGUCGUAAUUUGUUUCCGCUCUCUUUUGUCUUGAAUACAUUCACCACCAGCCGAUUCUCUUAACUUCGGUUGCAUGUCACGCAGAGUUAUUUCAGUAGUCCCGAAAUCUGCACUUUCAAGGAUCUCGUUCGGGCUACGUCAUGGCCCAGCAAUUCUCGCUUUCGCGGGACGCGUUCAGCCGCACAUCAGCAGCAGGCAUUUACCAGCAAUACCAGAUUGCUAUGUGCGGAGCUACGCUUCGCAGCCUCCAGGUGGUGCAGGUGGUGGUGGUGGUGGUGGAUUCCCUGGGUUUACGUUCCAGCAACAGCACCAGAAAGGAGAUGCCCUUAAAGAAUAUAGCGUUGACUUAACGGAAAUGGCCAGAAAUGGGAAAUUAGACCCUACCAUUGGGCGUGACGAUGAAAUCCGCAGAACUAUACAGAUAUUGUCCCGACGCACCAAGUCUAAUCCUGUAUUGAUCGGUCCCCCUGGUGUGGGGAAAACGGCUAUUUUGGAGGGUCUCGCAAGCCGGAUUGUUGCUAAAGAAGUACCAGAGUCUUUGCAGAACAAGCGUGUCUUGUCGAUUGACCUGGCAGCUAUCAUGGCUGGCUCCGGGAUUCGCGGACAGUUUGAGGAGAAAUUUAAAGCCCUCAUCCGCGAUAUUGAGGAGGAGGCAGGAAAUGUGAUCUGCUUCAUUGACGAAGUCCAUUCGCUUUUCAACCUCGGAAAAGCGGAGGGAAGCAUUGAUGCCGGCCAGAUGAUCAAACCUGCCCUAGCUCGCGGUCUCCAACUCGUUGGAGCUACAACCCCCAACGAAUACAGGAAGACGAUUGGCAAAGAUCCAGCUCUUGAGCGUCGCUUCCAGCCUGUCUCGAUCGACGAGCCAACUGUCGAAACCACCAUCUCAAUUCUGAGAGGACUCAAAUCGCGUUAUGAGGUUCACCAUGGUGUUGAAAUUGCGGACAGUGCUCUUGUGACAGCUGCUGUUUAUAGCGCACGCUACAUAUCAGACAGGUAUCUGCCUGACAAGGCAAUUGACCUUGUCGAUGAGGCUGCUUCGGCCCUUCGUCUUGCUCAAGAAUCAAAACCGGCUGAACUGGAAGCGCUUGAGCGCGAGAUUAUGACCCUUCAAAUUGAGCUCGAAAGUUUAAAGAACGAAGUCGAUGUUUUCAGCAUCGAGCGCAGGACUAAGGUUGAGGAAGAGUUGCGCAUAAAGAAGAAGGAGGCGCAGGAGCUCACUGCUAUUUGGCAAAAUGAGCGGGCAAGACUCGAUCGGAUCAAGGAUCUCAAAAAGCGACUGGAGGAUGCAAAGCAUGAGCUCGAAGUUGCUCAACGUCACGGUCAGUACGACAAAGCAUCCCAGUUGCGCUUCGGCACAAUCCCCGAGCUCGAACGACAGCUCCCGCAGGACAGCGAGAUAAAGGACGACGCUGAAGAGGGACCUCUAUCAAUGCUGCAUGACCGCGUUACGAGCAACGAUAUCGCUCGCGUUGUUGCGAAGGCCACAGGCAUCCCUGUCCAGAACCUUCUGAAAGGUGAAAGAGAUAAACUCGUUCAUAUGGAGGAUGCCCUCAAAGAACGAGUUGUCGGUCAAGAUCAUGUUGUCGCUGCGAUUAGCGAUGCUGUCCGCAUUUCACGUGCUGGUUUGCAGGCACCGAAUAGACCUGUGGCUUCGUUUCUAUUCCUUGGUCCUACUGGUGUUGGCAAGACCGAGCUAGCAAAGGCACUAGCUGGAUUUCUUUUCAACGACGAACAGAGAGGACUUAUCAACAUUAAUAUGUCGGAGUACCACGAUCGACACACGAUCUCAAGACUUAUUGGAGCCGCUCCGGGUUAUGUCGGUUUUGAAGAAGGCGGUCAGUUAACAGAAGCUGUUCGACGCAAACCGUAUGCGGUCAUUUUACUCGACGAGCUCGAGAAGGCACACAAGGAUGUGGCCAUGAUCCUUCUACAAAUACUCGACGAGGGCAGCAUUACUGAUAGUCAAGGCAGAAAAGUAGACUUCAAGAAUACCAUCAUCUGUCUCACGAGCAACCUCGGUAGUGACAUAUUAGUUCACAGUUCGUCCUGCGAUUCAGAUGGUGUCGUCACAGAGGAAGCCAAGAAUCUCGUCAUGGAACGCACGACGGAAUACUUCCCUCCUGAACUUCUCAACCGCCUUGACUCAAUACUUGUUUUCAACAAAUUGUCUCGCCGGUCGAUUCUAGACGUUGUGUCGCUGAGACUGAAUGAUGUUGUGUCGCGCUUGAAGGACAGAAGGAUCACGCUCAACGUCGACGCAGAGGCCCGCAACUGGCUUGCCGAGAAGGGUUAUUCAGAAACCUAUGGAGCCCGCGCGAUUGCUCGCGUCGUGCGCACCAACGUGCUGUUCCCUCUUGCGCAGAAGUUGUUGAAAGGGACUAUCAGAAACGGCGAUGUUGUCAAUGUCACGGUCUCUGAGAGUGAUUCCCUCGACAUUAAAGACAAUCACCCUCCGGACUCUAGCAUUGUAUUGAGAGAUGAUCAUGAUUAAAUAUUUCAUACACCAGACAAUGCUAGUAGUUCUAAUGUAUUUCUUAUCUAACGAUGGAGCGUUUGUUCCUGCGAAAGGAUUCGUGUCGAGCAGUUCUCGGAGCCACGGUGUGCGCCACGAGCUCC
Messenger RNA from Suillus paluster, 2632 nucleotides. Its product is annotated as P-loop containing nucleoside triphosphate hydrolase protein. Gene Ontology annotation, cellular component: cytoplasm; mitochondrial matrix. The transcript has 20 exons. Gene Ontology annotation, molecular function: ATP hydrolysis activity; ATP binding. Lineage: Eukaryota; Fungi; Basidiomycota; Agaricomycetes; Boletales; Suillaceae. Gene Ontology annotation, biological process: cellular response to heat. The record is from RefSeq and is a predicted model, not a curated record. The coding region runs from base 90 to 2507 and encodes 805 amino acids.